This is a messenger RNA of Galleria mellonella (greater wax moth), 3187 nucleotides long. RefSeq names its product adrenodoxin (gene Fdx2). The transcript is spliced from 3 exons. Lineage: Eukaryota; Metazoa; Arthropoda; Insecta; Lepidoptera; Pyralidae. Gene Ontology annotation, cellular component: mitochondrion. The coding region runs from base 130 to 621 and encodes 163 amino acids. Gene Ontology annotation, molecular function: 2 iron, 2 sulfur cluster binding. Gene Ontology annotation, biological process: P450-containing electron transport chain; positive regulation of oxidoreductase activity. The record is from RefSeq and is a predicted model, not a curated record.
UAAGGUCAAGUUUAUUUCUUAUUCGUUCUUUGAUAUCACAAUAUUUGCGUACGUAAUCAUAUAUACGUAUAUAGUGGACAAAUUAUUAAUAAUUGUAUUAACGGUAGUAAUUCAAGUUUUAAUCACAAAAUGAAUAUAGCAAGAAUAUCUUACAGAACUUUACUGAAAACAUUCAAUAGUCCUAAAAGUUAUAUUAACAAAUACAACUAUUUAGGCACUAGUUUUAGUAACCACGGUAGUGCUGUUCCUUUGUCCACGACCAAAUUGAGGUUAAAAGAUGAAAAGGUUAAAUUAACAUUCAUAUUACAUGAUGGGAAACGUUUGGAAACAGAGGCGAAUGUUGGAGACACCCUCCUAGACGUGGUAGUGAACAACGACCUGAACAUAGAGGGGUACGGAGCGUGUGAAGGCACCCUCACCUGUUCCACCUGCCACGUUAUACUGAAGAAGAAAGAUUAUGACAAAUUACCAGAGGAAGCAUGCGAAGAGGAGCGCGACAUGCUCGACCUGGCAUACGGCCUGACGGACACCUCGCGGCUGGGGUGCCAAAUCACCCUCACCAAAGACAUGGACGGGCUGGAGGUGACUGUACCGGAAACAAUCAAUGACGCGCGCAGUUGAUGACGUGAAUUAACUAAUUGGUAGUUAAUUGUAAUUUUAUGGUACCCAUUAAAUAGAAACGGAUUAAUAUUGGAUCACAGGCUUAAAGCUAACUCGUUAGCGACAUGUAAAUGAAUCUAUUUAAGAAUAUAGAAAAAAAUUUGGACAGACAUUUCGAGAAACGCAAAAAAUUUUACGACAAACUACGCAAUUUGUUAUUACACUCAAUAUUUUAUAUACUACUAGCUGACCCCGUAAACGUUGUUUUACCACUUAUUGCGAACUAUAAAAGUCGCGAUUAAAACACAGGGGUUGAUCGUGAAACGAUGAAAAUUUCAAGUUGUAUGUAUUUUUCAAUGCUGAAGUAUAAUAAAUAUAAAAUUAAAAAAUUUGUCCUAAAAUUAAAAAAAAAAUAUUUUGGGGCGGGUCACCCUUAUCACUUACGGGUAUGAAAAAUAGAUGUUGGCCGAUUCUCAGACCUACCCGAUAUGCACACAAAAUUUCAUAAAUAUCGGUAAAGCCGUUUCGGAGGAGUUUGGUAACAGACACCGUGACACGAGAAUUUUAUAUAUAAGAAAUACAUAUCUGUCACGCCUGUCUCCCAUUGCGGUAGACAGAAACAAUGGAACGCCGAAUGCUUCGAUUCAAACAGACUUAUUUCACUUCCUCCACAUUCAUCAAUCUUUACACGCUCGCCGGUUACGGGUACAUUUAAUUUGGCCCGUCGUCAGCAUGUCGCCUUUUUGGUCGAUUUACGUCCGUCUAUAGCGGCCCCUACCGACAUCUCCAUUCAUUCGUGCUCGAUAAGUCUCUUUCGUAAUUCUUCUUUCAUCCAUCCUCCUCCAAAUAGACGAUAUACUAUAGGACAUAUUAGGGCAGAAAUUUCGUGAAAUAAAAAUUUUAGAAAUGCAAAAAAAUGGGUGACAAUCUACGCGUCAUAUUAGUGUAGAGAGCUCAACGUCUCCUUUCAUAUUUUAAAUACACUGAUAUCAUUUUAACAUCAUAUCAGCCAUUCUCUGUCCACUGUUGAUAGUAAAUAAAAAAAAAAAAAACUAAAAACAAGUCUUCCUAACAUGUCGAUUCAUUUCUCAAAAUUUUAUUGUUCUCUUUUCAUACAAAUCUAACAAAAAACUUCUAUUUGUUUUUCUUUUGUCAAACUUGAUUUUUAUUCAAAUUCUAACCAAUUUUUAUGUCAACCUUAUGAUUGAUCAACCUUAAAGGUCAACCAAUUGGAUUAAUGAGGUCAUUUGUAAUAAUUUAUAACUGAUCUAUAUAGUUAUAUCAAUUCCUUAUUCCAUUCCUGUUUUCAGUAUUGAAGCUCUCUACUGAAUGAGUGAAUGUCUUAAAUGCGUUUGCGCGAUCAUUAGAACCAAGCAUACUCAUUGACCUUGAAGGUGAAAAGGUCAACUAAUCAAAAAGUUAAAAUGUCAACCAAAUUAAAAGGUCUAUGAAUUAAAAAUUUAAAAGGUCAAUCAAUUAAAGUCUGUCAAGUUACUCUUAGUGCAGCUGUGCAUCGCUUCCUUGUUAAAUUUUUAAAAGUUAAGUAAUUUUUGUAUAAUUGUUUUAUUAUAGUGAUAGGUAUAUUAAAUUUGAAUUAAAUAAUAUUAUUAUAUUUAAAUUUGUUGACCCCAUAUUUAUGUGAUUUAUUUAAGUUUAAUUUUUAUUUCUACGCUUUUUAUUAUACCAUAAUUUAUUGGAUCCUGGUGUUAUACCAUAUGUAUGGCAGCAUAUUAUUUUUUUUUUUUUUUUUAUAUAUAUAAACUAAUAUGUAUAUUUUAAAGCAAAUUUUAACCUUAAGUUUCGUAAGUACACAUUAUAUCUUAAUAUAAGAACAACCGGAUUGACUUACGUGCAUUUUGGUCACGUGGUCAGAGCCGCUCAUGACUGAAGGUCCCGGAUGGUUCAGAAACUAAUCGAACUAUUUCGACUAACUUAUUUAAGUUGGUUGUUAACUAUGUUUGUGUUAUUGUUGCAUAAAAAUGUAAUGUUUUUUUUUUUUUUAUAGUAAACUUUUUCAUAAUAAUUUUCAUUUGUGAUUUUAAUAAAGCGAGAAUCUUUUUAACGGAAUGUUCAUAGUUCGAGAUUUUUCUUUUCUGUGUUGCGUUACAGGUUACACUUUAGACAAAUUUUAAACUCGGUGUUUGUUACAAUGAUUUUGUAAAACACCAACUCUCAUUACAAAUUUUAAAAUUUGUAAGUAAUAUUGUAAUAAACGUUUUAAACUAGUUUUUAAUUAAAUUUAAAUUUAAUUAUAUUUGACAUAUAUUUGUGCUAAUUUUAAUUUAUAUUAUGUACCUAUUCUUGUUAGGUAUUACAUGUUUAUAUGUAUAAUGGUAUUGUAACUUCCUCUGCGCUAUCGGUAUACGCUAACAGGGCAUCAGUGAGGGAUGAUCCUCACCUAUCUUCUCUCACUGGUGCCCCGUCAGCGUGUACCGUUAGCGCAGGCGGUGUUACCAUUAUCAUCCAUACAAAAAGGCACAGAAUUUAUAUUUAAAAUAAUAUUGAAUUGGUAUUCAUUGUAUGGGGUCUAAUUUUCAUUUUAUUGUACAUUUAAAGAAAUUUUAUUAAAAAGUAUAUUUACAGUCAA